This is a messenger RNA of Chenopodium quinoa (quinoa), 1842 nucleotides long. RefSeq names its product peptidyl-prolyl cis-trans isomerase FKBP16-1, chloroplastic-like. The transcript has 8 exons. Lineage: Eukaryota; Viridiplantae; Streptophyta; Magnoliopsida; Caryophyllales; Amaranthaceae. The coding region runs from base 475 to 1107 and encodes 210 amino acids. The record is from RefSeq and is a predicted model, not a curated record. Gene Ontology annotation, molecular function: peptidyl-prolyl cis-trans isomerase activity.
UUGGUAUGUUUUCGGGUAAGCAAUUAAGGUGGAAGUUAGUUUAAACAGGUGAAUAAAAGAAUGGUUAGUCCCUCCAUCUUUCCGAAAGUGAUGUAGGUUCGAUUCUUCAUAGCCCCCAUUCCUGUGAUAAGAUAGGGUAAUUUUUUAUUUUUUUUGGUUGGUGUUAAGACGGCAACGAGCAUCAAAUAGGCAGAGAAGUUCUAACCACUUGAGGUAUCCUUACUUUUUUUUUGGUGUUUAGAGAGCCACAAGGGCGGGGGAGAGAAUCAAUCCCAGAUCCCCUUAAACCGGGAGGAAAACUCUAACCACUUGAGCAAUCUCUCACUCUCUUGAGAUAUCCUUACUCAAAAAACUACUACUAUUUUAGUUCCUUUCAUUCUGAUUUCCUUUAUACUUACUUCCUACUAGUAUACUUUUGGUCACACUCAUCAAUUCAUCAUUUUAAAGCUCAACAAAAAUUGAGCCUGCAUAACAAUGGCGUUCACACCUGUCUCUUUGCCGCAACUUUCAAUUUCUCUUCCUCGCCCUUCAUUGCUACCACGUGGUACAGCUAGAAAACUGAAUGUUACUGCAAAUUACUCUGUUUCCGAUUUUGCUUCUUUGACUGCUAGAAACCUUUCAAGGAGGAUGUUACUUUCCAUGGGAGCUGUACCUAUCUUGUAUAAUGUAAAUCUUGCUCUUGGUGCACCAAUCCCUCAGAUGGAGGAGCCUGAAAUACUUCGUACCAGGAAGCUUCCCAGUGGAGUAAGGGUUCAAGAUAUUGUUGAUGGAGAGGGACCAGCAGCUGAGGAAGGUGAUGUUGUAGCAUUUAAUUAUGUUUGUCGGCGAUCAAAUGGGUAUUUUGUCUACAGCACAGUAGAUCAAUUUACUGGAGAAGCCAUGCCUGUUACACUAACUCUGGAUGAAAAACAGAUCAUAAAAGGCUUGAAGGAUGUAUUAAUUGGCAUGAAAGUUGGAGGGAAGAGAAGAGCCUUGAUUCCGCCAUCAACGGGAUAUGUAAAUGAAAGUUUGAAACCCAUCCCAGAGGAGUUUGGCCCUCGACGUAGCCUUCUGUCUCAUGCAAAUGAGCCUUUGAUCUUUGAGGUGCAGCUUUUGAAAAUAUUGUAAUGCCCUUUAUAUGCUUCGGCUUGCACAUGUUGGUUGGAGUGCACGUCAGAUAAGUUAUCACAUCUUCUGUAAUUAUGAAAUUAGUUUAUAUGAAGCCAUUUCUUGAUUUAUUGAAGCUCUUAAUCUAGAUCAGUACAUCCUUUACAAUUAUGCCUGGCUGGAUGAUACGGAGUACUCUCUUUGCAUAUAUAUGAAUAUAUCUUAUAGGUCUCCCCUGUUUUUGUCGGCCUUAUUGUGAUUUAUGAUACAUGAACCGUUGAUAGAGACAUAAGGAACAUAAAUCAAUUCUAAUUUUGAUGGCUUGUGAGGAUAACCUGUUAAUCUGUUGAAUCUACGAAUAGCCUCAAGAUGAUGUCACGUGUGGUUUCUGAGUACCCUAAUACUAUGUAGUGUUCGUAAUUAAUUAAUAAUGUAUGUCCCUUGCCUAGUUGGCCUUUUUCUUUAUUGAGGUUCUAAAUACCCUCUAUUCUCAUGUCAAUGUCAAUGAUAAUGCAUCUUCCUUAGUUCAUGACUAUUUGUAUUGUUCAUAAACUAAUUUUUAUUUAUAUAUUUUUUUUUAAUUUUUUUUGUUUACUUUACUAAUCUAUGAUUAAAUAGUUAUUAUAAAUGCUGUUGGAUUUAUACUCAAAUGUAUAUAAUCAAAAAUAAAAUAUCACAUUUUCUUGUGUAAUUGAAGUAAAGUAUGUAAAUAGUUUACAUUAGAGAAAUGUUGCAAGUAAUAAAAAAAAAAAAAAA